AUGAAGGAUUUUAUGAAGGACAAUCCCCGGACUGGACUGUCAAAGGCUCAAUAUGGUUUCCGUGAAGGUCUUUCCACCCUGGAUGCUCUAGAUGCAGCGGUAUCGUUUAUUAAACGAACUAUAUCAAAGGGGGGGGCUAAAGCGAUCGGGGUGUCUCGGGCAUUAUGCCGUUUAAUGCCCAAUCUUUGGGGUCCUAACGAGAGUAAGCGCAGAUUAUAUGCUAACGUAGUAACAUCGGUGAUCUUAUACGGGGCUUCUAUAUGGAAUCCUGCUCUGGAUGCCUCGGCCAAGUCGGGGAGGUUGCUGCGGGGCCUCCAGCGAGAUAUUUGCAUCAGGGUGUGCUCUGCAUAUAGAACGGCUUCUUUUGCAGCCGUGACUUUGUUAGUUUGUUCCCCUCCGUGGGCUCUAGUAGCCGCGGAGAGAAGAAGAGUUUUCUUAAGAGUUAGGGAUAUGAGACGUGGUGGCAAUGCCACAUUGGAGGACGUUGAUGAUAUACGAAUGGAGGAGGGAGUGGAGACGCGUCGGCAAUGA
This is a messenger RNA of Ooceraea biroi (clonal raider ant), 531 nucleotides long. RefSeq lists its product as uncharacterized. The record is from RefSeq and is a predicted model, not a curated record. Lineage: Eukaryota; Metazoa; Arthropoda; Insecta; Hymenoptera; Formicidae.